GUCAGACCGUAUAUUUGGUCGGUAAUUCGGCGGUCUGCAUUUGUUCGAAUUUAACUGUACGUACGCCAUGCAAAAUUUUGCUAAACAAUUUUGAUCUAGAAGUUUCAUUGAAAAGUGUCUUUUUAUGUGAAUAGUCAACUGAUUUGUGAAUGUUUAAUGUGAUAAAAAUUCGAAAUAAGCCAGAGAAUGUCUGCAAAGAGUUCAAUUCAGGUGUGCAUCAAGGUGCGCCCCUGCGAGGCCGGCAAUGCAUCGGUGUGGGAAGUGAAGGAGUCCCGCUCCAUACGCCUUAUCGACAACCAAGCUGAUCCGUGUGUCUUCGACUAUGUGUUUGAUCAGAAUGGAAAUAACCAGGAGGUGUUUGACCGCAUGGCCAAGCACAUUGUCCAUGCCUGCAUGCAGGGCUUCAAUGGUACUAUUUUUGCCUACGGCCAGACGUCAUCAGGCAAAACGUACACAAUGAUGGGCGACAGGGAGAACCCGGGCGUAAUGGUUCUUGCUGCUAAGGAGAUCUUCAAGCAGAUAGCCAACGACAACGAUCGCGAGUAUUUGCUUAGAGUGGGCUACAUUGAGAUCUACAACGAGAAAGUCUACGAUCUGCUGAACAAGAAGAACCAGGACCUCAAGAUACACGAGGCCGGCAAUGGCAUUGUGAAUGUGAAUUGCGAGGAGUGCAUCAUAACCAGCGAGUCGGAUCUGCUGCGGUUCCUCAGCAUGGGCAACAAGGAGCGCACUGUGGGCGAAACCAACAUGAACGAGCGCUCCAGUCGCUCCCAUGCCAUCUUUCGCAUCAUCAUCGAAUCGCGCAAAAGCGAUCGCACUGUGGACGAUGCCGUCAUUCAGAGUGUCUUGAAUUUGGUGGAUUUGGCCGGUUCUGAGCGGGCCGGGCAAACAGGUGCGAGCGGGACUCGCCUCAAGGAGGGGAGCCACAUCAACAAGAGUCUUCUGUUCCUCAGCAACGUGAUCAUGAAUCUGUCCGAAAACUUGGACAAUAAGUUCAUAAGCUUCCGCGACUCCAAAUUGACGCGGAUACUGCAGGCUUCGCUAGGAGGCAACGCCUUCACGUCCAUCAUAUGCACCAUCAAACCCUCGAUUGUAGAGGAGUCGCUAUCGACAAUCAAUUUCGCUAUGCGCGCCAAGAAGAUCCGCAUCAAGCCCGAGGUCAACGAGAUGGUCUCCGAUGCAACAAUGAUGAAGCGGCUGGAGCGGGAGAUCAAGGAGCUCAAGGACCGCCUGGCCGAGGAGCAGCGCAAGAACGAGAGCCAGCUAAAGGUGAAGCAGCUUGAGAACCGCAUCCAGAACGACAUGCUUAAGAUCAUCACUAGCAACUCGCUAAACGACAAGCGGUUUAAGAAUCGCCGCCGUACAUGGUGCCCUGCCACCUCGAUUCCAGAGAGUGCCAUCCCCACACCGCUGCAUUGCGGACCGCCAGAGCCCAAACAGGACCAUCGACAAUCGAAGCUUUCCCAUCUGCCGAAGCCGGUGUUCUUUCCCAACUCGCACAUCAGCCACCGCGCCGACAACGGUCCCAAGACCAUUAAUAUCAUGAAGUCGCUGGACAUUGGCACUAGUGAAGAGGAAUUCAGCCCAGCCGAGCUCAUCGACUUUGGUCUGAGGCCCUCGGAUGUUUUGAGGACGAAGGAGCUUAGCAGAGCUGAGCUCUCUCUCACGCCCAAUGUGGGAGUUUCAAGCUUGGUGGAGAAAACGAAAAUCGAUCGCUUGGAGCUGCAAAUGUUCACCUCGUUAGAGAAGCAGUUCGAAGGGGACUGGGAAAAGUCCCAGGCUCUGGCAGAGAAGUUGUCCGAGGUGACAGCCCAGCGCGAUGAGCUAGAGUCAGAGAGCCAAAAGAAUGCCCAGCGUUGCGAAGCCCUGCAGGCCGAGGUAGAGGCAGUCAAUGCCAAGAACACAGAGUACGAGGAGCAGCUGAAGGCCUUGAAGGAGACCAUUCAGAAGCUGGAGGUGGAGAAUCGUGAAGCUGUGAGCUUGGAAUUCGAGUACCAGUCCCACAAAACCAAAUCAAAGCUACGAGAGACCGAUCUACUGUCGGCUCUGUCGGAGAAGGAUUUGGCCAUUGAAAAUCUGCAGAAAACUCUCGAUGAAAUCUCCCGCGAUGUCCUGCGCAACAGCAAGGAGGAGCUAAUGCGCUCCAUUUGCCCCGAGCUGGAGUCAAGCCCCGAGAGAAUCUGCACCAAGUGUCUGGAAUUUGAAAGCCUCUUGGCCGAUGCCGACACAAAGCUGAAGAACGUUCAGGUGGCCUUUACCCAGAAGACGGAGGACUGCGAGCGCCUCAAUACCCAAAUAUCCACAGCCCAUGGCGACAUGGCUAUUCUGCAGGGAAAGAACGAUAGUCUGGAGCAGAAUUUGCAGAGCCAGCAGCAGGCCAUUGAGGCCAUGGAGGCAGACUAUAAUUUACUCCAACAGAAGUACCAGCAGCUGCAGCAGGAGUACGAGGAUCUGAGGCGAACGUCGAGUGCUUCCGAAGAGCAGGUUCUGCUGCUGGAGUCAGACAACACCAGACUGCAGGCCGAGAUUGUCACUCUGAGGGAGCGAGUGGAGGAGGCGCAGCGUCUGCUCUUGGAAGCUCCCAGUCCCGAGACCCUUGCGGAACAGUUCAAGGCCCAGAGCGAUCAGCUCAAGGCAGAGCUGGCGAAUGUCCAGACGAGCCUUGCGGAGAUGCAGGAAGAGUACAAUUGCAUGUCGAACCAGCUAAUGGACAGUGUGGAGGAAUGCGAUGUCCUGCAGAACGAGGUCAGCGCUCUGCGUGAGGAACUAAAGCUGCAGAAGUCGAUGCCCAGCUGCGACAUCGAGUCCAUGAAGAGCUCAGGCGUUGGCACCGAGUGCAGUGAUCUUGAUUCCGACGCAGACAGCGGAUUUUUGGAGAAGUUUGCUCGGCUGUCAGAUUCGCUGCACGAGAUAGAGCUGCAGCAUCGCUCGGGCAGCAGUCGCCUCUUCAGGGCCACUAAGAUUCAUGAGCAGAAUGUGCCCGGCCUGAAGCUUUGCCUCGAGUCAGCUACAGACAUACACACCGUCUCUCACCCGCUCGAUGAUAAUACAGCCGAUGAGGUGUGCCUGAAGGGCGUGCUGCGACAGCACAGGUUCCAGAUUAUCAGACUCACCCAAGAGUCAGCGCCAGGGGAAGAAGAGGUGGAGAAGAGACGUCUGCUCGACCACAUUGCUCGGCUGGAGAUGGAGAUUGCGGAGAAGAAUAUGCUGAUCGAUGUCACGGAGGGAACUAUUAACGAGAUGCGCGAACAGAUGACCGACCUGGAGUCGGCUCUCCUGGAGAAGUCGGUGAUCGUCAACAAGGUUGAGUCCUACCAGCGACAGAUCGAGUCCCUAGAGAAGCAGAAUGCCGAGAUAACCAUCGUCUGUGAGGAGCUGCAGGAGAAGGUGAAGGAGAACACACUGAGCGAGAGUCUCAUGUUAUCCCAUGGCGACGAUACCCUGCCCGGCAGCACAUCCCCCUUGUUGCUGCCAGACCAGGAGGCAUCCGAGAUAGCUGCCCUCAAGACAUCCCUUUCCGAGCUGAAGGACAAAGUCGCCGAGCUCCAAGGCCGAGUGGAGAUACAACUGUUGCAGUUGCAGCAAAAGGACAACCAUAUCGAUCAGCUGCGUACGGAAAUCGACGAGCUGAAUGAGCGCUGCAUGUCCAUGGAGGUAAAGCAGGUGGAGCUCCAAUCGAAUGCCAGCCAGAAGCAGCAGCUCCUGGAAAGGCAAGCAGAGAAGUUGGCAGACGACGUUCAACGCAUCGACCAGCUACAGGAAACCAAUGCGAAGCUCGUCGAGCGCAGCACCAAGGCUGAAGAGUCCCUGUCGGAGAUGCAAGAGCGUUUGCUGCAGAACAAUGGAGACAUCCAGACUGUUGAAGAAGACCUAAAGAGUGCCAGAGAUCGCAUCGAGACUCUUCAAGAAGACCUAAAGAGUGCCAGAGAUCGCAUCGAGACUCUUCAAGAAGAUCUGAAGAGUGCCGGAGAUCACACCAAGACUGUUGAAGAAGAUCUGAAGAGUGCCGGAGAUCGCAUCGAGACUCUUGAAGAAGACCUAAAGACUGCCAGGGAUUCGAUAGAGGCCAUUGAACAAACGAAGAUAGAUGAACUGAACGCCCUUAAGCUGGAAUAUCUCGAUAAAAUAGAGCAGAGCGAGAACGAAUAUCGCGCCAACUUCCGCAAAUACAACGCGGAGUGGGAGGAGGGCAAGGAACGCUACGAACAGAACGUGGCCAGUCUCGUGGCAGACCAAGCCAAGGCUGCUGCUCAACACCAGGCAGAGCUGGAGGACAUCAGGAUAGAGCAUAAUUUGGUCUUAGAUCAGCUGAGGCAGGAGAAGCUCGAACUUGAGUCGCUUUGCGCGAAGAGCCAGGAAUUGGUGGAGGAACUACAAUCGCAGAUGAACGCCCACGACCGCAGCUCAUCCGUACAGCUGGAUGAGCUGAUAGCCGUCGAAAAGCAGAGGAAUCAAGAGCUUAAAGACAGAUGCGAGGAGCAUAUUUUGGACUACGAACAGCAGAUUUCUAAAAUCCAAGCUGACCUGGAUAAGCUGAAGGAGGAGAAGAUGGCUCUGCACUCCGAGAUCAAAGAGGCGGAAUCGCAGCAUGCGAGCACUUUGGAGAAGAUUCAACUAAUGGAGCGAGAACUGGAAACCCUGAGCAAGCAGACAGCCUUCGAGAAGGCUGAACUACUCGACAAACUUGAGACUUUCAGCUCGAAGAACAGUGAUCUUAAUGAAGAGCUACAGAGGGCCCAAAAGAAGGCUCUCAGCUUUGAAGACCUACUCUCUCAGCAUCAGAGGUUGCAAGAGUGCUUGUCCGAGGCCACUGGGGUUAACAUUACGCUAAGAGAACAAGUAGAGAACCUACAGUGCGAGAUCAACAGUUCCCAGAAAGAGCAAAGCGAUCGAACCGUUGAAAUCGAAACACUUCGAUCGGAACUGAUAAGCGCCUUCGAAGUGAUGGACUCUGCGACCGCACAGGAGUCUCUUCUGAAGCUUCAGAUGCAGCUAAUGGAGACCAAGAUUUCUAGUCAGGCAGCAUAUUUCCAACAGGAGGUGGCAGUGCUGAAGAGUUCAAAGAACGAGCUGCAGCUGAAGCUGGAGUCCCUGCAAGAGAGCAAAACGAAGCUGGAGUCGUGCAGUCAAGACCUAGAAGUGGCAAUGAAAAAUGCCAGAAACCUCCAAAGUAUGCUGGAAGAGGAGCAACAAAUGUGUUGUUCUCUGCGCGAUGCCUACUCGAAACUGGAGGAAUCCAAUGACCAGCUGGUGGGUCAACUAAAGGAAAAGGAUGCAGCAUGUGAGGCCUUCCAGGAUUCGUUGUCUCGGCAGAAUAUGGCUCUCGAAGAAGCCAAUGUCAAAUGCUUGGAAAUGCGGCAGGAAGUGAAGGAGGCCCGCAUGUCCGUGGAGGAACUAAAAAAUGAAUGCGAAACCCUGCGAUCAUCUCUAAAUGCCGCUUUGGCCCAGCAAGAACAAGUUCUUGCAGAAUCCGAUAAGCAAUGCCUCGAACUUCGUCAGAAAAGUCGCCAGUUAGUAGCUCAACUCCAGGAAAAGGAAGCAGUUUGUGAGACCCUUCAGGAUUCCUUGUCUCAGCAGACACAGGCUCUCGAAGAAGCCAAUAAAAAGUGUGUGGAAAUGCGGCAGGAAGCUGAAGAGGCUCGCCAGUCAGUUGCUGAACUAACCAAAGAGUGUGAAAGUCUGCAAACGGCACUGAAAACAACUGAGACGGAACGCGAUUCCUUGCGCAAUUCUGCGGCCCAGCAAGAACAAAUCCUUGCAGAGACCGAUAAGAAAUGCCUUGAACUGCAACAGGAAAUUAAGGAGAGUCUCCAGUUAGUUGCUCAACUCAAGGAAAAAGAUGCACUCAGUCAGACCUUCCAGGGUUCCUUGUCUCAGCAGACACAGGCUCUCCAAGAAGCCAAUGGCAAAUGCUUGGAAAUGCGGCAGGAGUUGGAGGAGGCUCGCCAGUCCGUGGCGGCACUGACCAAAGAAUGUCAAAAGCUGCAAACGGCCAUGGAUACCAUUGAAGCGGAACGUGAUUCUUUGCGUAUUAGUGCAGCCCAGCAAGAACAAACUCUCGCUGAAACCAAUAAGAAAUGCUUGGAAAUGCGGCAGGAAUUGGAGGAGGCUCGCCAGUCCGUGGCGGCGCUGACCAAAGAGUGUGAAAGUCUGCAAACGGCACUGAAAACCAUUGAAGCGGAACGCGAUUCCUUGCGCAAUGCUGCGGCACAGCAAGAACAAAUCAUUGCAGAAACCGAUAAGAAAUGCCUCGAACUGCAACAGGAAAUUAAGGAGAGUCUCCAGUUAGUUGCUCAACUCAAGGAAAAAGAUGCACUCUGUCAGACCUUCCAGGGCUCCUUGUCUCAGCAGACACAGGCUCUCGAAGAAGCCAAUGGCAAAUGCUUGGAAAUGCGGCAGGAAUUGGAGGAGGCUCGCCAGUCCGUGGCGGCACUGACCAAAGAGUGUGAAAGUCUGCAAACGGCACUGAAAACAACUGAGACGGAACGCGAUUCCUUGCGCAAUUCUGCGGCCCAGCAAGAACAAAUCCUUGCAGAGACCGAUAAGAAAUGCCUUGAACUGCAACAGGAAAUUAAGGAGAGUCUCCAGUUAGUUGCUCAACUCAAGGAAAAAGAUGCACUCUGUCAGACCUUCCAGGGUUCCUUGUCUCAGCAGACACAGGCUCUCCAAGAAGCCAAUGGCAAAUGCUUGGAAAUGCGGCAGGAGUUGGAGGAGGCUCGCCAGUCCGUGGCGGCACUGACCAAAGAAUGUCAAAAGCUGCAAACGGCCAUGGAUACCAUUGAAGCGGAACGUGAUUCUUUGCGUAUUAGUGCAGCCCAGCAAGAACAAACUCUCGCUGAAACCAAUAAGAAAUGCUUGGAAAUGCGGCAGGAAGUGGAGGAGGCUCGUCAGUCAGUAGCUCAAGUCAAGGAAAAGGAUGCAGCAUGGGACGCCUUACAGAAUUCCUUAUCUCAGCAGAAAUUGGCUCUCGAAGUAGCCAAACAAAAAUGUUUGGAAAUGCACCAGAAAGAUGAGCAGUCUCGCAAGUCAGUGGCGACACUGACCAAAGAAUGCGAAACGCUUCGCACAACAAUGAAAACCAAUGAGACUGAUUAUCGCACUGAAAUGGAACGCGUACAGGCUACUGCGUCGAGUCUUUUGGAGGACAAACGCAACCUAGAAGAAAAGGUGUGCACUCUGAAUGAUAUUGUGGAGAAGCUACAGGGUGACUUGACUACCCUUCAAGGACUCAAAGCCAACGCCAGCAAUGUGUCCUUUGAGUCCAAUGCGUCCAGCACGUCGCCCUCUGCACCAAGAAAAUCGAUAAGCUUUGAGUCCGACUGGCGUAAGAACCGACGGCUAAGCGUACACGAUGAGCGUCGCAGGCAGUCUUACUGGAACAACGUGCGCGAUUGGGGAACCAUGACGGAUCCCGUGGACAAUAACUGCAACUGUGUUGAGCUCAACCAAAAGCUGCAGGACUGCCAGCGAGACCUUUUUAUACGGGAGAGCCAGGUGACAGCAUUAAACAUUGAACUCAAAAACCAUCCUCUGAAAGACGAGAAUGCCCAGCUACAAAAACGACUAUUGGAAGAACAGGAAAAAGCACGUGCCGAACUGAGGCGUCUUAAGCUGAAGAAUCAAGAUCUCACUAUCAAGGUCAAUGACAUGACUGCAGCGGCAUCUGCAUCAGUCCAAGGCCAAGCAUGCAGAAUAACCCCUGCGAUGAUCUCGGUGGAUACACAGACAGAGUCUGACUUGGAGAAGGUCCUGGAGAAGACAAACCUAAAGUAUCAAGACGCACUUAAACUGUGCCGCUUCCGCUACUCUACGAUCCAAGAUUUGGAACAGAGACUAAAGCAAAACGAAAAUUGCGACACCUCCAACCUGACCUCCCUUACAGCAGGCCAAAUCAAUGCGCUUAAGACCCAAUGUGAGGCGCACAAGAAGGAAAUAUCAGCCAUGAACGAGAAAUACGAGUACGCUAAACGAGUGCUCAAGAUGCGCAAGGAUGAGGUGGUUGAACUGCGCGCUAAAAUCGCUGACUACGAGGCAGCCUCUACAGCCAAAUAAGUCGCUAUAACAUCAUAGUUUAGUUGUAUAUAACCUUUAGUUCUCUAUGCCCGUACCAAGAUCAAAUCGUUUAUUUCCAAUUAUUUAUUCCAUGUGAGAAGUCAAAACUUUCAAUAUUUUUCGGAGUAUUUUAAAUGUAUUUAUGUACUUGUCAUUAAGUUUAGUGUUGCAAGGUGGACAUGUAUCGAAUACACAGCUACGCUGCCUACUGCAUAUUUCUGUACUAAUCUAAAUCUAUACGGUCCUUUAUAACUUAAGAAUUCUAAAAGAAUUCUUCUUCAAUACCUCAUUAUUUGUGUACUUCUGUGCUGAUGAAGAAACAGGCAAUUGUGGACCUGUGGAAUUACUUACUUUUAUUAAAAAAAAAAAAAGAUCUUUGCAUCAAAUGUACCUGAAUCGAAGAAAGGAACCCCCAGCAAAUGUGCAGAUAGAACAGAUAGAAACACCAUAAACAUUGUUCUUCAUAACGCGGCUUUAUUGUAAUUUCAAUAAAUAUUUAUAACUUUCUAAGCA
This is a messenger RNA of Drosophila pseudoobscura, 8565 nucleotides long. It is a transcript of the gene cmet, whose product is annotated as CENP-meta. The coding region runs from base 187 to 8052 and encodes 2621 amino acids. NCBI's taxonomy places the organism in Eukaryota, Metazoa, Arthropoda, Insecta, Diptera, Drosophilidae. The record is from RefSeq and is a predicted model, not a curated record. Gene Ontology annotation, biological process: microtubule-based movement; mitotic cell cycle. Gene Ontology annotation, cellular component: microtubule. Gene Ontology annotation, molecular function: microtubule motor activity; ATP binding; microtubule binding. The transcript is spliced from 16 exons.